AUUUAACAGAAGAGAUAAAUUCUUUCGAAAUGAGGCCUUUUAUCGAAUAAAAGGGAUCUUUUGGUGAGUCAGAUAUUGAGUAGAAGAGCAGGAGAAAUGAACAAUAUGAGGGAGGAGAAAGAGAAAGGAAAAUGACAAAAAAAAAAAAAAAUUGGAGUAAGCAUCACUUCGAGGUGUCAAAAGAUACUUCAAUAAUUUUCCACAUUUAGGGAAGAAAUGUAUAUAUCGAUAUGAAGUGGUUGUACCUUUUUUGAUAGUGGAGGAAAGAGACGGAGAGAGUUCCCCUAUUUCCCUCUUCGUUGCAGUUUCCCCCAAAUACAUUCAUUCAUUUUUUUUCUUUUUUCACUUCCACCAAGUAUGUCUCGAUUUAAAUUAACCAGACAUACUCCACUCUUUCAACUUGAACUCCCAACAUUUAUCUAAAAAUCCUUUAACUCCACUCUAUAACCCACACACUCCACAAAUCGCAACAGGCCAAAAAAAAAAAAAAAAAAAAUGACUUUCUUUACCCAUACACCACCUGCAUAUAGACAUAACACAAAACCUACUUUUGAAUAUUUUUUUCAUUCCUGUUUCGACAACGUCACUCCUUUGCUCACUCAAACCCCCUAAUAUUGUCAUUUUUUGACGCGAUUGACCAAGUGCUCAUUUUUUGUCCAUACGCACAGGUGAAUCUAUCGUGGAUAAUCCAUCCCAGGUACCCUACCACCACCCGGUUACAGCGACACGCUUUGUAUUGCUCUUUCAGUAGCGCAUUCAACCUAAUUAAUUAAUAAAUCAAAGGGGUGGCGAGCUAAAAUUUAUCAACAACACACUAAACGGAAAAAAAAGUACACAAAAAAAACAACAAAUCUACGGGUUUUUACAUUUUUUUUUUGAAUUUCUUAUUCCUACAAGAGUUGGGUGGUACGCUAGUAAGACGGAGCUAUACAAUCACAGUCAAACUAGAUAAUCCCCAACCUUCUUAUUGAUAGAUUCUUGUGUGUGUGUGUUCGUGUUUUAUACCAGGCCGGUCCUUGUUAUUUCGACGACAACGAGAAAAAAAAUAAAGAAUUUUCAUCAGUACACCCACUUUAACCGAAUACUGCAUAUAGACCAUUUUUAUUCACCCCCACCAAAUUUGUAUAUAGAAACAUUAUAAUGGCCAUUCCUCCUACGAAAUCUAAACAAAAUGCCGGUGGUGCAAGGUUUAGACAACGUAAAAUAUCGGUGAAACAACCAUUGGUAAUUUAUAAACAAAAGGAUUUACCAGUACUUGAUUCAUCGAAUGAUUUGGAACCACUGCAGAUCCAUCAUCUUAAUCAAGCGGCCAAUCCUCAACAACGAGAUGUGCAUGCAAUUGAAACAGGGGUUGAUAAGAAUGAAGAAGAUGAAGUUCAUCUUCAACAAGUUAUCAAUGCGGCACAACGAGCUUUGAGACGAUCCGAUGAAACUUCCACAGAUAAGAAGAAGGUUGAAGAUAAAUCCAAUGAAUCUGGAGAUUCGGGGGCAGCUGCACAAGUUUAUAUCCCCACACCAGAUGCAUCUAAAAUAUGGGCUGAAGCUUCGAAAUAUUAUAAUGAUUUCCUGUUUGUACAACCCGAUUCAUACAUUAAAUUUCUGGCCACUGUUGAAGAUACCAUUGGAGUUGAAUAUAAUAUGGAUGAGGAAGAUGAAGAAUUUCUUAUCAAAUUCAAUAAGGAUAAAACUACCGCCAAAGUAUGUAGUGAAGUUGAAUUUGAAAUCAUAUGUGAUAAGCUUGAAAAGACAAUUGAAGAGAAACAACCGUUUCUUUCCAUGGAUCCUUCCAACAUAUUGACAUUUAAGGAACUUUCCACAUAUAUUCUUGAUGAAUUUCAUAAUUCAAAUAAUAACAAUAAGAAUUCUUAUAUGGGGAUCAAUCUGAAAUAUAUUUCAACUUCUUCAUUGAAAGACAAACUUUCCAAAGAGCUUAAUUAUAAACCAUUUGUGACAUUAUUUGACAAGAAUACUAAUGAACUGACUCAAACGAAAACAAGAUCUUUACCUAAACUCUUAGAUUUAUUCGGAGAGGCCAUUUAUCAACAUUGGAAAAAUCGUAAGAUUGAAAGAAAGGGUAAGAGUAUACAUCCAACAUUGAAAUUUGAAGAUCCAAAUGCCAAUGAAAAGGAGAAUGAUGCAGACCCAUAUGUAUGUUUCCGUCGUCGUGAAUUCCGUCAAGCACGUAAGACCAGAAGAGCAGACACUUUGGGAGCUGAAAGAAUACGAUUAUUACAAAAAUCAAUCCAUAGAUCCAAAGAUUUAAUUAAAAAUGUUUGUCAAAGAGAAAUUUUGAAAUUAGAAUCCUUAGAAGCAGAACAUGAAAUAUUCAAGUUACGUUGUGAAGGUAAGAAUUUGAAGAGAACAGUUGGAAUUAAAGGUGAUGAUCAUUUAUACUUUCCACAUAAGAGAAAGAAGGUUGUGGUUAAGACUGAAGAAGAAGAAAAGAAACGUGAAAAGAAGGUUAAAGUUGAAGUACGUGAUACUUCAGUGGGUCCUAACAAGGAAAAAUACAAACCUGUUACCGCCGAUCUGGUUGCUCAAAUCCAACAAGAAGCCACUACUUCUUCCACACAAUCAUAUGUCAAGCUACCAGCAUCCAAGAUUCCUGAUAUGGAUCUUGUGACUGUUUCAUUAGUCUUGAAAGAAAAGAAUGAAACCAUCAAGAGAGCUGUAUUGGAGAAAUUACGGAAACGUAAGGAACAAGAUGCUCACUUUAUUAAUUUCACUGACGAUCCAUAUGAACCAUACUUUAACAUUACCACAAAUGAUCAUAGCAACAAGGUUCAAGAAUUAAACCAUAUUCCAUACUCCUCUAUUACGUCUUCAUUAUAUCAUGAAGUGAACACUACUAAUUAUAUUAGUGAGGAUCUUAAAAAGUUGUUGGAAGAGGGAAAAACUGCAUUGCCUGGUGUGAAAACAUUUAGAGGUUCAAAUGGUGAAUUAAUUCCUUCAAAACCAUUCCCACACUUACUGACCUUAUUGAAGGAAUAUACGAGCAAGAAUAGCGAUAAUUCAUCUGGUUAUAUUGCUCAACUCUUGAACAAUAUUGAAACAAACAAUUUCAACGCAUACAACAGUGGAUAUGGACUGCAACAAGUGCAACAACAACAGCAACCAGUUGAGUCUAGAGAUGAAGAUAAGUUAUCAGAACCUGUUUUCCGUAUGAGAAAGCGUGUUGGCAGAGCCAAUCGAAUGUUCGUUGAUAGAAGAGGAUUAAUCAAGAGACCAGCAUUACCUCAAGGGAUAAUGUCUACCACUCCACAAAAUGUGUAUGAUAAUGAGAGAGAUGUACAAAAACGUCUCUCUUCUAGAUGGAAGUUCGAUGAUGAUCUUACUGAGUAUGAAAGAGGUAUCGAGGAGCCAUUUAGUCUUGAUCCAUCGAAACUUAAUUGUAUUUCUGAUGAUACUCAAUCUAUCCGUUUUGGUUCAAUGCUUCUUUCAAAAUCAUAUGAUUUAUUCCGUGAAUCUGUUCAUCAACGCCAACAAAUUAUGAUUCAACAGGCGAGAAUGAGAGCUAUGCAACAGCAGCAGCUUCAGAAUAAGCAGCAGCAACAACAACAGCAACAACAACAGCAACAGCAGCAGCAGCAACAACAACAACAACAACAGCAGCAACAACAACAACAACAACUCAAUUCUGCUCAGUAUAUGAAACAACAAGCUGCAAGAGUUCAACAAGGUACACCUGUGAAACAAGGCCAACAGUUGCAACAAUCACAACAAGCACAGCAAUUGCAGCAACAAAGAGUACAACAACACCAACAUGCCAAACUUUCCCAGCCAAUUCCUAGAACACAACAAUCACAACAAUCGCAACAACUGGGUCAAUCAACAACACUUCAGCAUUCACAAUCUCCAUCGCAACAACAAGUUCGUCCAGUACAACAAUCACAAAUUCAAAAUGCUCAGCAUUUACAACAAUCACAAGUCACUGGAACCCCCAUGAUGGCAAAUAAGCAAGCUCCUGGCGUAUCACCAAAUCUUCAACAGGUUGUCAAUAGACCAGUUGCAAGACCAAAUAAUAUGACAGGCAUGAAUCCUAAGCUUCCUACACAGCAAAGGACAGAAACACACAACAACUCUGCACUUCUUGCUUCACAGCAAAAGUACAAACAAACCCCCAUGUAUACUAAUCUGUCUAGUAAGUAGAUACUUGUAUUAUAGAAGGAUAGAAAUCGAAAAGAUAAAACCAAGAAGAACUGUAGAAACUUUUUUAAAUAUAUAUUAACUAUCUGCUAAAUUGU
Messenger RNA from [Candida] anglica, 4244 nucleotides. The record is from the annotation of a GenBank genome assembly. NCBI's taxonomy places the organism in Eukaryota, Fungi, Ascomycota, Pichiomycetes, Serinales, Debaryomycetaceae.